This is a messenger RNA of Anastrepha ludens (Mexican fruit fly), 2358 nucleotides long. Its product is annotated as KIF-binding protein. The coding region runs from base 117 to 1880 and encodes 587 amino acids. Lineage: Eukaryota; Metazoa; Arthropoda; Insecta; Diptera; Tephritidae. The record is from RefSeq and is a predicted model, not a curated record. The transcript is spliced from 2 exons.
GGCAAACAAAUUUCCCGAUUUGCGGUUAAAUCCAAGUGCUCAUCGCUCUUGAAUAGAUAACACUCUUGUUCCCGUCUGCCUGUGUGAAAAACUGAAAUACUGAAAAUCUGUGAAAAAUGGUGAUUGCGAAAGAAAUAUUAACAGACUACAAGGAAGUCUACGAAAAGGCGAUAAAAUACGUGAACGAGGAUAGUAAAAAUGAUCCACUUACGGAUCCCUUUCGCUCGCAUUAUGCGGCUCGUGAGUUGUUGCUGCAAAUGAAAGAAAAUCUUAAAAAUGCACUAGCCUCAGUGAAGGCUGAAGAGGCAGACGAUGGUCGAGAUGAUUUCACUUAUGUAGUGUUGCAUGCAUUUGUGUGUCGUGACCUUGGGCGUAUUGCCGUCUUCACUGAAGAAAUUUCAACGGGUGAACGCUUGUUGCAGGAAUGUCUUGAUUUGGUUGAAGUUCAUAAAAUGAAACCAGAAGCUAUUAUUCCUUACAUGGGUGCUCUCAAUGAACUAGGCAUAGUGCAAGCAAAUCGCUCGGAAUACAAAAAGUCUUUUGACACACUUAUCAAAUCGGAGCAGACAUAUAAAGAGUUCUUGAGUACGGGUAGCAAAGCCAUGUGCAUUACUGAUAUUUUCGGUACGCUCGACGAAGUCGAAGAGGGCAAGGGUCCAAAUGAACUAGAAGGUCUCUACACUUUGUGUACCUUUUAUUUGGCACAGGUGUAUGGGCAUUUGGGGGAGCUGGAGAAGUCAGCAAAAUAUUGCCACAUGACACUGCGACGCCAAUUGGACGCCAAAUCUUUUGAAUCCAUUGAUUUUGCACUAAAUGCAGCGACAUUAUCCCAAUAUUUUAUUGGUGAAAAUAUGUUCAAGGAGGCGCGUCACCACUUGUCUGCUGCUACAUACAUUAUUACAGAACACGAAGCCAGUAUGUUGACGGAAGAGAUGACAGAGCAACAACGCGCUGAUGUAACGGAUACAUUUAAACAUCGAUAUGCGGAUGUGGCACGUUGUUGGGCUAAAUAUGGGCUGACUUUGCUGAGUGCAUCCAAAGAACGAUUGUACAAUGAUGAUGACGAAAAAGUGACCAAAGACGUAAAGCGCAUGGUUUUAGAUCCAAAUGCGUUUCGCUUUCCGGGUCUGAAAAUAGAUAUUUACGAAAACCGUGUCACUGCUGAUUACUGUCUGACUUUCGACGACGCGAAACCUGUGUAUCAUUUCGUGAUUGACUGGUUAGACCAAGCACAAGAAUACUAUAAGCCAGAUACUGAUGCUACAGAGUAUGCAAAAAUAAUAAAAGAUUAUGCAGACCUGUAUCAGUACAUUGCUUUCUUUGAGGAGGAUCCAGUUAAUCAAGCGAAAAUGCAAAAACGGCGUGCAAAAUACUACGAAGAUUUGCUCGAGUUGCUCAACCCUGUCUUCUAUAUGAGUAUUUGUCGCGAGUGCUGGUAUGGCGCUGGUCUCUCCUACUGCGCCAUUUUGGAUAUUAAACUAGACGCACUGAAAGAGCGCCGUACUCCACAACCACAAGAUUUGCAAAAAAUUAAUCAAAGUUGCCAAAAAGCUAUACAAAAUUUCCAAGAAUAUGUGAAAUCCUACAUGGAUAAAGAUGGCGUAACGAUUAAGCCAAGUGCCGACGUCGAAGAACAACGCAACGUGCUCUAUGCCUACUUUCAUUUGGGGCGCUUACAUUUCAAAAUUAUGACACCCGAUUUGACAGUGCAACUUGAAAACCUAAAUAAUAGCCUCAAAUAUUAUAAACUUUUCUCAGAGGAAUGUGCGGCACGAAAGGAAGUAGCCGAAUCGCUCAACGCCGAAGUCGGUGUUUGUCGUGAAAUGGUUAGUUUGCUGCCGCUGAAAAUAACCAGUAUAAAGAAACGUUUGCCAAAGUAGAAGGAAAUGCUGUAUUACUCCAUAAAUUACUGUUAUUUAUUUAUUGCAUUUAAAUCGUAGUCGAAAUUUGAAAUAUUUAAACUUUUUAUUGUGAUUUUUUGUUUUGAUAUGUUUUGUGUCGUUCGCCUCAGUCUGAGAAAGAAAGUUUGCAAUGGUCGAAUCAAAUGCAAUAAAUUAUUUCAACGCUUAGGGAUGAAUAGAUACACUUAAGUGUAGAUUUUUGUUAAAAUCAGAUGGAUGUAGAAUCACGUUAAUUAGAAUAGGUGGAUGUUUCCUUAAACCAGUUAACCAAUCAUUCGUCCAUCUAGAGGCUGUGCAAAAACCUUCUUUAUAUUUCCGAACUUUCUAGUCAUUAUCUGUUCACACUAAUGAAAGUAACAUUAAGGUUGCUUAAACAUUUUACUAACUAUUUCAAUGAAUGCCUUAGCUAUAAAAUUAUAAAUAAAAACAGCAUUUAAAAGGUCUUAAGCUCGAAAUA